AAAAUUUAUUCACUGUUCUAUGCCUAUGCUCUGACAAAUCCGUAUUGAAAGGGCUCAAACCCUUCGAACCCCAUGGCAAAACCCUCGAAAUCGAAGAACCCCUUGGAGGACGAUGAUGAUGCCAAAUACAAGGCCUCAAAUUCGUCGGAGCAAAAUGACGAGGUGCUCGACCCCGAUGCAGAUUCGGACCUCGAAGCCGGAGAAAAGUCGCCGUCGACGGACAACGACGAGAUUCUCUCUCUGGUCUUAUGGUGGGUUAUGAACAGGGAAGGACGGGCAAGAAAGUAACAAGCAAAAGAAGAAAAGUAGAUACUUCUUGUACAUCAUCAGACCACUCACGGGCAGUAGAAGUAGUUGUCAGCAAUGAAGAUCUCCUAACAGAGAUCCUUUUCCUUGUGCCGGCGAAGCCACUCCUCAAAUUCAAGUCUGUAUCUAAGCAUUGGCACUCUCUCAUCUCCCAACCGCAGUUUGGCUCCAACCACACCUGUCGAAAUCCCACUUCCCUCUUGAUCUCAGGCCUCUACUUCUAUCGUUGGAUUAACAAAGAACGCAAGUCUGUCUCGCUCCAUGGCCACCAAGGUCUUCCCACUCUUGCCUUCCUUGAUCCCGUUCGGAAAGGAACGAAGUCUAAGGUUGUGGACUCUUGCAAUGGUUUACUAUUGUUCUCUAAUGGUGACAAACUUGAUUAUUUUGUUUGUAAUCCAACCACCCAGAGAUAUAUUGCACUUCCCCAACAUGGUGGCAGCACGUCAUCUGGAUUUUGGGAACAAUUCGGUGCUUGCUUGGCUUUUGAUCCUUCAAAAUCGCCUUACUACAAAGUUGUAUUAAUAAGUUACCAUUUUUCUUUUGAAGAAAGAUCUAGCUUUUAUCUAAUUUAUAUAUACUCUUCAAAGACUGCAUCUUGGAAAGAAAUGCGUGCAAUAGCACCCCUUGGCGGUGGCUCCUAUCAGCGCAGGGUCUUUUGGAACGGAGCAAUUCAUUGGAUGAAUUCCACCUAUAUUCACAUCCGGUUCGACAUUGAUGCAGAGAAUCUUACCGGAACCCCAAUGCCUAAAGUUCCUAACAUCCUUAAGGAAGAUAAGAUUCAGUAUUUUGGAGAAUGUGGUGGCAGUUUGCUACUUAUUCAGUCCCGUGAGGACUCUGCUAUGGGAUUCAGAAUCCUUGAGAUGAAAAAGGACUGCUAUCGUUGGAUUGUAAAGUGCAAGGUGAAUCUGAGACCCAUAUGUAAUGCAUUCCCUGAAGGAUAUACCACCUUGUAUAUAGGGUGCUGACUUGUGUAAAUGGAGCAAAUGAAAAAGAUUUCACGCUCUUGUUCAUGUUUCCAGGAAAAGUUAUUGCGUAUAAUCCGAAUUGCAAGACGAUGAUGGUGCUUCUUGAUUUGCAGGGUGACCCUCAUCCGCCUCCUGGGUAUUGGUAUCGUAAUGCUUAUCAAUUCAUUGAAAGCUUAUUCCCUCUUUGAGCAUUGACUACGUGUUGGAGCACCUGUGCCUUCAUUGUGCCCAAUCUUUAAUACUAGUGUUUUUUUCGCUUUUGAUGGUAAUACAUUCAUUUUUAUUGCUCAAAUGGUAGUUGGUGUUUGUUGUACAUUUUCGGUUAAUAUUGCCGUAAUCUUUUGGGUGAGGAAGCUCUCAUCAUUUUGCA
Molecule: messenger RNA, 1641 nt
Organism: Rhododendron vialii
Lineage: Eukaryota; Viridiplantae; Streptophyta; Magnoliopsida; Ericales; Ericaceae
Product: F-box protein At5g07610-like
Exons: 2
Coding region: 249-1271 (340 amino acids)
Molecular function (GO): protein binding
Source: RefSeq, a predicted model, not a curated record